AUGGCGUCUUACGGUUGCAGAAUUCUCGCCAGACCCCUCUUCAACAGAUCAAAGUCUUCUUCUUUCUCACGAUUCUCAUCCGUGAAUACCCGUUUUAUUCCCUCCAGUUCACUCCGUCAGGUUCGUGCAAUGGCGACCAAUUCUGACGUUUCUUCGCCAUUCAAGAAAGUCCAGAUUGAGAGAGAUAACUCGACAUUUGAUGCCUAUGUGAUCGGGAGAGAUGAUGCUCCGGGGAUUGUUGUGCUUCAAGAAUGGUGGGGUGUUGAUUUUGAGAUCAAGAAUCAUGCGCAGAAGAUUGUCGGGUUUGAUAAGGGCUACAAAGCAUUGAUACCAGACUUGUACGGAGGGAGGGUUGGUCUAAACGCUGCUGAAGCUCAACACUUGAUGGAUAGUCUUGACUGGAAAGGCGCGGUGAAGGAUAUUGAAGCCUCUGUCAAGUGGCUCAAGGCAGAAGGUUCUAAGAAGGUUGGUGUUACUGGGUUCUGCAUGGGUAGUGCCCUAGCUAUUGCAAGUUCUGUAUUGGUUCCGGGGAUUGAUGCUGUGGUAUCUUUUUAUGGAGUGCCUUCGCGUGAACUUGCGGACGUCAACAAAGCUGAGGCACCUGUGCAGGCUCACUUUGGUCAACUUGAUACCUUUGUUGGGUUUUCGGAUGUUGAGACUGCAAAGAGUUUACAGUAUGAACUAUGGAGAGCUGGUAAAAAUGAGUUUUUCAUCCGACCAACACCCGGGACCUCCGCCACCGAAACGACUCCAAAGUGGGAAACAGAAGAGUCUCCGGAUCUCAGCCCAAACACCCGGGUCGAGAGACUCUCCCUACGACUAACUCGACCCGGACUGACGGACAUGCUUCCCCCGAAACACCGCAAUAGACAACUCCGAGGGACCGAAGCCAAAACCGCCCACCCCACCACUUCAAACGACACUUGCAACCCAUAG
Messenger RNA from Striga hermonthica, 936 nucleotides. The record is from the annotation of a GenBank genome assembly. NCBI's taxonomy places the organism in Eukaryota, Viridiplantae, Streptophyta, Magnoliopsida, Lamiales, Orobanchaceae.